GUGAUUUAUGCCAGCUACUUGUUGGCGCGCUUUUCUCCUGCGAUCGUUCGGCGGAUCUAGAUUUCCGGACAGGGUUUAAUAUGUCUGAGAGCAUAAAGGUCAUUUGCCGCGUAAGGCCACUUAAUGAUCUGGAAAAGGCGAACGACAGCAAAUUUGUUGUAUCGUUUCCUGGUGAUGGCAAAACGGCAAUAUCAAUUGGAGGAAAAAACUUUAACUUUGACCAUGUAGUACAACCUAAAGCAACUCAGUUAGAAGUCUACGAAAUUGUUGCCAAACCAAUUGUUGCAGAUGUUCUCAAUGGAUAUAACGGCACAAUUUUCGCUUACGGUCAGACGUCGAGUGGGAAAACAUUUACUAUGGAGGGGAUUUUAGGUGACCCAGUCUUUCAGGGUGUUAUUCCCCGGAUAAUACACGACAUAUUCAAUCACAUUUACCAAAUGGACGAAAAUCUUGAAUUCCAUAUCAAAGUAACUCUUAAAAAUAAUUUUUUAAUCCUAAGGUUUCAUAUUUUGAAAUAUAUAUGGAUAAGAUUCGCGAUUUGCUUGAUGUUUCGAAGACAAAUCUACCUGUCCAUGAAGAUAAAGAUCGAGUGCCUUAUGUUAAAGGAGCCACAGAACGGUUUGUGUCUAGUCCUGAGGAAGUAUUUGACGUCAUUGAUGAGGGGAAAGCCAAUCGUCAUGUUGCCGUAACAAACAUGAACGAACAUAGUUCUCGGAGUCAUUCAGUGUUUAUGAUUACCGUUCGACAAGAAAAUUUAGAGACACAAAAAAAACUCCAUGGGAAACUUUAUCUUGUUGAUCUGGCUGGUAGUGAGAAAGUUGCUAAAACAGGAGCUGAAGGCACUGUUUUGGAUGAAGCUAAAAAUAUCAACAAAUCAUUGUCUGCUCUCGGUAAUGUGAUCAAUGCACUUGUGGAAGGAAGCUCGCACGUCCCUUACCGUGACUCAAAGUUGACGCGUAUUCUUCAAGAAUCUCUGGGUGGUAAUGCACGGACAACAAUGGUGAUAUGUUGUUCACCAGCUGCUUUUAACGAUGCUGAGACGAAAUCAACUCUUAUGUUUGGUAUGCGCGCUAAAACGAUCAAGAACUUAGUCACUGUAAAUGAAGAACUAACUGCCGAUGAAUGGCGACGACGAUACGAACGUGAGAAAGAGAAAGUUAGGAGACUUCAAAAUAUUGUAUCUCACUUGGAAAGUGAACUGAAACGUUGGCGAGGUGGUGAGUCUGUCAGUCAAGCUGAAUGGUUUACAGAAACUCAAUAUUCAGCUGCCAUAGAUGAUACAAAGGACAUAACAGCUCCAGAUGUAUUUCCAACUAAACUUAUGUCAGAUAGCAUUUCAGCAACUACACCACAAGGUGUCCAACUAUCAAAUACAUCUCAAGCGCGCACCGCUUCACUUCCAUCAUCUCGUGUCGCUGCCAUUAGUGAUACUUUAAGUUCCACUGCGGGUGGUGUCGGUGAUGAACAAUUACAGUUACUUUAUCAACAACUUGAUGAUAAAGAUGAUGAAAUUAAUAAACAAGCUCAAACAAUUGCUCGUCUUCGACAACAAGUUGAAGAACAAGAUGAAAUCAUCAAUACUUUACGUAAAGAACGUGAAGGUCAACUGAAGGAAAUCACAAACCUCCAAGCUGAAUAUCAGUCAAGUAAAGAAGAGGUUAAGGAAGUUUUACAAGCUUUAGAAGAAUUAGCUAUGAAUUAUGAUCAAAAAGCACAAGAGAUUGCUUCAAAAGCAAAAGAAUUAGAAGAUGUCCAAGAAUCUUUAUUAAAACAGACAAGAUUAAUGCAUAGUAAAGAUGGUGAAUUAUCUCAAUUAAAAGAUACACAUCAAAAUCAAAAGAAGAAAUAUACUGAAAUGAUGUCAAGUUUAUUAAAAGAUUUAAUUGAUGUUGGUGAAUGUCUGAAUGAUCAGUUGACGAAACCAUCUGUUGGCGCUGAACGAUUAGAUGAAGAAUUCACUGUAGUUCGUUUAUAUAUAAGUAAAAUGAAAACUGAAGCAAAAUCAUUACAAUCCCGUGUACGUCAAUUAGAAGAAGAACGUGUUCAACAUGUACAAUUAAUGCGUAAAAGUGAUGAUGAAUCCAAAGAUCUACGUACAAGACUUCAUGCUUUUGAAGUAAAAAUUGCCACAUUAACCGAUAAAAUUGAUGAAUCCGAAUCACGUAAACGUCAUUUACAAGAAACUGUUGAUAAUAUGAAUGCAGAAAUAGCAAAACUUCGUGCCAAUGAACAAUUUAUGUCUGGUUCAGGUGAACAAAACGAAAAAAUUCUAUCUGGACAAUCAGCUAUACGAGCUAAAUUAGAUGAAGAAUUUAAACGUCAAUCAGAACAUUAUGCUGCACAAGUAAAAAGUUUACGUGAUGAAUUAGAUGAAAAACAGAAAAAAUUAGAAGAAUACAAAGAUGAAGCAAAUAAUUUCAAAUUCCAAUCAGAAAAAUCUCAAGAAGAAGUGACACGUUUACGUGAAGAAUUAGAGAAUAAAACUACACGAUUGGAAACAUUAGAGAAAACUACAGAGAAACGUGAACAAGCAAAAGAAGAUCUACGCGGUUUAGAAGAGACUGUUAUUAAAGAAUUACAAACAUUGCAUAAUCUACGACGUUUAUUCAUACAAGAUCUUAAUUGUCGAAUUAAAAAAUCUGCCAAUCGUGUAAAUGCGUUAACUGCAGCUGAAAAAGCCACUGCUAAUAAUAAUAGUAAUAAUAAUACUAACCAAGGUGGUAAUAAUACACCGAAUGCUGCUGGUGGUAUACCAGGACAACAACAAAUCUCUGAAAGUCUACUUAUGGAUGAUGACGAUGAUGAUGAACCAAUUCAAGUUGGUACAUUAGCACAACGUGAAAAAAUUGCAUUUCUUGAAAAUAAUUUAGAUAAAUUAACAAAAGUACAUAAACAACUUGUUCAUGAUAAUGCAGAAUUACGUUGUGAAUUACCGAAAAUGGAAAAACGUUUAAAGAGUACCUUGGAACGUGUACGUAGUUUAGAAUUAUCAUUGAAAGAAGCUAAAGAAGGUGCUAUGCGUGAUCGUAAACGUUAUCAAGUUGAAGUGGAACGAAUAAAAGAAGUUGUACGUCAACGUAAUGUUACAGCACGUCGUGGUCAAUCACAAAUAGCUAAACCAAUACGUGCUGGACAUGCUCCAAUUACUAAUCUUCAUGGUGUUGGUGGUGCAUCAAUUAAUUCACAACCAGUUGUACGACCAGAUCUUCUCGGUGCACCAUGAUCAUAAUACUGAUAUUAUUUUUGUCUGUGUUUAACGUUUCUCUCUUUAUCUGUCAUUCAUUUGAAUUCACUUGGUAUACAUAAAGAAUAUAUAUAUAUAUAUACAUAUUCAAUAUAUUGGGAAAAACUUGAUCUAUUCACUGCUUAUAUACACAGAUAGGAAUUCAAUUAGGUAAUGCGUAUACAUACAUUAGAACAUAUGGAACAAAUAUAUCAGUUAUGUAAUCGUAUCUAAGUACAACAAUACAUAUGUAACUCUUUUCAAAUUAUCAUCAUUGUUUUUUUUAAAUUUUUAAUCAUAGCAACUGCACAUUAUCUCUUUUACACACACACACCCAUACCCACACAUCCACACUAUGAGCCUUAUAAACAAAACAAAAAAUAUGUUUUAUGUAUAUUCAUCCCCCCCCGGUGUUUUGGUAGUCCAUUUCUUUCAUUGAGUUCACUCAUUCAUUAAUAUAUUUUGUUUGUUUGUUUUUGGUUUAUCAUUCAUGAUAAGUUAGCCAUGACUCUAAUCGAGUAACAAUAACCAGUUGACUGGACUAUUCUCUGUUAUUAUUAUUGUAUGCAUAGGUGUGUGUGUGUGUGCAAGAGCACUCUGCUUUGCUUAUUGUGCCUAUACUUAAAUGUUCAUUAUUGACUUUUAAAGUUUUAUUGUUUUCGUUACCUUUUCUAUCUUCUAUGACUUUAUAAGUUUAAUAUAGUUUUAUGUACUACUGAUAAAUAGUAGUAUUAGUAGUGGGAAUCGGGAUGAUAAUGAUGUUAUAUUUUCUUAUUUGAAUUUCUGCGCCAUACACACUUAUAUAUGCUGUGAAUUCAUGAAUUAUUCAUCAUCCUUCUUCUUCUAUGGAUGAAUUGUGGUAAGCAAAGAAAAACAAAGGUGAAGCAACGAUAAUGAUGUGUUUGGCGGUAACCAAAAAAUGAGAGUAGUAAUGAUAUCAAGUAAUCUACAAUAUGUUCACAUGAAUAUACUAACACACACACACAUUUGUGUAUGUAUCAUAUAUUUUGUUUCUUUUUUUGGUAUGUGCAUGUACGUGAUGUUGUAUACACAUUCAAUGCUUGAUUACAUCAAUAGGGACGGUUGUUUCCCUUUAUUGACAAUAACAAGUAAGAAUAAAUUGAUUCCUCUGAAUAUCGAUCAAACUCAAUUGGUUUUUUCAUCAGCUGUCUCAAUGAAUACUGUCUUGAUCAUCAUUAUCAGUGAAUGUGUAAUGCUUAGUGAACUAAUUAUACAUGCAUACUUACAUACAGUUUGAUGGCUUUAUUCUAUUUUGUUGGAUGUAUCUUUUGUGUACGUUUUCUCUCUUUGUUUUGUUUUUUCCUUCUUUCCACAUGAAAUAGAAGAAUAAUGGUUCACAUAAUAAUGAUAAUAAUAAUGCCGCUUAUUGUUACUGCUAGCAGUCAAUAAGAGAAAUAAAAUGUGAUAAUUUAAUCAUUUCGGUUUGUUGUUACAUCUUUCUGCCUGUUUCACGUUUCCUUUAUCAAAUGAUAUAUAUAUAUAUAUAUAACGGUGAAUAACAAGUCGUGACCAGUGCAGUAAUUACGACGCUCUAACCAACUAAGCUACCGGAGCACGGAAAGUUCACUUAUGGGAGUUGGAAAACCCUCAUUCCA
Molecule: messenger RNA, 4839 nt
Organism: Schistosoma rodhaini
Lineage: Eukaryota; Metazoa; Platyhelminthes; Trematoda; Strigeidida; Schistosomatidae
Source: the annotation of a GenBank genome assembly